Messenger RNA from Xenia sp. Carnegie-2017, 1135 nucleotides. Its product is annotated as frizzled-2-like. Gene Ontology annotation, cellular component: plasma membrane. Bases 77 to 889 code for a protein of 270 amino acids. Gene Ontology annotation, biological process: non-canonical Wnt signaling pathway; canonical Wnt signaling pathway. The transcript is spliced from 2 exons. NCBI's taxonomy places the organism in Eukaryota, Metazoa, Cnidaria, Anthozoa, Malacalcyonacea, Xeniidae. Gene Ontology annotation, molecular function: Wnt receptor activity; Wnt-protein binding. The record is from RefSeq and is a predicted model, not a curated record.
AACCUCCUGUCAAUGAUUCUUCAGGGGUGACACAUUCGACGUCUGGUUGUGUCUUGUAAAGAACAUUUAUGAAAAUAUGACGCCUGUCCUUCUGAUCGCGCUUUUGUUGUUUACAUGCCAGUUGUGUACGGAGGCAAGAAGGAAAAUCACCAAGGAGAAUCGCUGUGAAAAAAUCGAGGUUGCAGUUUGUUCUAAACUUGGCUAUGCCAGAACAAAGUUUCCAAACCCCUUCACUAACAUAACAACUCAAGCAGCGACGAAUAAUUUGACGCGUUUUCUUCCCAUAUUGUUCCAACUAAAUUGCACAAGAAGAAACGCCAUUCCCUUCCUCUGUUCUGUAUAUGUACCGAGAUGUUCUACCAAACGACCGCUCUCGCCACCGUGUCGGGAGUUCUGCGAGAGAUCAGUGGGUUCUUGUCCUGCGUUGGCAGCCCGUUUUGGCAUCAUAUGGCCGGCGCCUCUCAUGUGCUCGAAUUAUCCGUCAAAGAAUGGCGAAGAAAAAUGCUUUGACGGCAAAUUGAAAACAAGAAGAAAAAACAACAAAGGAAAAAAAGGAAAGAGGGUAGCCAACGCGUCCAAGUGCUGUAGAGUCGGUGAAUCACUUGCGAGGUCAAAUCCGACAUGCAAUAUUCCCGAUAGCAUAACAGGCAAGUCUAGAAGAAAGUUGAAGAAAGGAAUAGAAUUGUGCAAAAAAUUCAAAGGCAAACUGAUCGAAUGCUGUAAGACACGGGCGGCAAAGAAGAAACUAAGGAAGAACAAAAAGCCAAACAGGAAGAUCAAGAAAUUGCACAAAAAUCUGCGAAGGUUCUCGAAGAAACUGCAACGCCAACAAAAGCGCAAAGAGAAGAAAAAGCAAAACAGGAAGAACAAGAAUAGGGGACAAAACUAGGAGAACUCAGAACACAUCUAUUAUACUCAAAAUUUCACGUGUUUUACUUGUAUAUUAGGAUAGCUUAUGUAGUAUGUGGUUUGUUUUAAGGGAUAACACUAUAUAUUUUGUUAAGUUCUUUCAUAGGUAUGAAAUUGGGUAAACUAAAUUUUAGAUAAAAUAUGGUAGUUUUGCAUCUGAUACGUAGAACAAUACAUGUACUCGAAAUUUGAAUAAGAAGCGCUUUUCGUUUAUUGUUUGUUAAAA